ACCGGCCAUGGCGCCUUUAUUACCAACCAUCUGCUACUGCUCUUACGGAUAGUGAAAGAGAAGCUACCAUUUUUCCAAAUUUUAUCACAAAAAUAUUAUUUUCGAUAUUUUCUUUACAUAAAAAAAAAUAUCUUAGAAAGAGAAAGAGAGAGACUGUGAUCGAUGGCGGAGGAAGAGAUGGUGGCUAGUGAUGUUACAGCUCCGCCUCGUAAGGUUCUCAUCAUAUCCGCUGGUGCUAGUCACUCCGUAGCUCUUCUCUCUGGGGACAUUGUUUGUUCAUGGGGCAGAGGAGAGGAUGGACAGUUAGGUCAUGGAGAUGCGGAGGACCGACCUUCUCCCACUCAACUAAGCGCCUUGGAUGACCACCAAAUCGUUUCGGUUACCUGUGGUGCUGACCACACGGUUGCUUAUUCUGAAUCACGCAAGGAGGUCUACAGUUGGGGAUGGGGUGACUUUGGGAGAUUAGGACAUGGGAACUCUAGCGACUUGUUUACUCCACUGCCUAUCAAAGCACUGCACGGUAUUCGUAUAAAGCAGAUUGCCUGUGGGGAUAGUCAUUGUUUGGCUGUGACUAUGGAUGGAGAGGUGCAGAGCUGGGGGCGUAACCAGAAUGGUCAACUUGGCCUGGGUGAUACAGAAGAUUCUCUAGUGCCUAAGAAGAUUCAAGCCUUUGAGGGAAUACGAAUCAAAAUGGUUGCGGCUGGUGCAGAACACACUGCUGCGGUGACAGAAGAUGGUGAUCUUUAUGGAUGGGGAUGGGGACGAUAUGGAAAUUUGGGAUUAGGUGACCGCAAUGACCGCUUGGUUCCUGAAAGGGUUACCUCUGCUAGUGGUGAGAAGAUGAGCAUGGUUGCUUGUGGAUGGAGACACACAAUAGCAGUUUCAUAUUCUGGAGCAUUGUAUACUUAUGGAUGGAGCAAAUAUGGACAGUUAGGACAUGGGGACUUGGAAGAUCACCUUGUUCCUCACAAACUGGAAGCGCUGAGCAACAGCGUUAUCUCCCAGAUCUCCGGAGGUUGGAGACACACGAUGGCAUUGACGUCUGAUGGGAAACUAUAUGGAUGGGGUUGGAAUAAGUUUGGGCAAGUAGGAGUGGGCGAUAACUUAGAUCAGUGUUCUCCUCUGCAAGUUUGGUUUCCCGACGAUCAGAAAGUAGUUCAAGUCUCAUGUGGAUGGAGACAUACAUUGGCUGUGACUGAAAGAAAUAACGUAUUUGCUUGGGGAAGAGGUACAAAUGGACAGCUCGGUAUUGGAGAGUGCCUUGACAGGAACUAUCCUCAGAUUAUAGAAGCAUUGAGCGUUGAUGGAGAAAGUGGACAACAUAUAGAGUCUUCUAAUUUUGAUCCAUCUUCAGGGAAAAGCUGGGUGUCACCGGCAGAGAGAUAUGCAGUUGUUCCUGAUGAAAAAACUGGACAAACGGAUGGUUCAAGCAAAGGCAAUGGAAGUGAUAUGAGUGUCCCCACAAACUGAUGUCAAGCGUUUGUUCGAUUUUGAGUUUUCUUUUUUUUUUUGGGCCUCGAAAGGUUUUUUCAACGAUCUCUAUUGGUUUUGUACACCACGUACGUCUGGUCUAGUUUGGACUUUGCUUCUUUUUUUCGUUGUUGUUUAGUUCGUCUCUUUAUUUUAACCAUAAUAAUGUCUUACGAAUUAUGUGGGUUUUUCUUACGAUUGCACUUCUGAUCAUGCAUGUUCCAUGUUCUAUAUA
This is a messenger RNA of Brassica rapa (field mustard), 1705 nucleotides long. RefSeq names its product ultraviolet-B receptor UVR8. The record is from RefSeq and is a predicted model, not a curated record. Lineage: Eukaryota; Viridiplantae; Streptophyta; Magnoliopsida; Brassicales; Brassicaceae.